Molecule: messenger RNA, 1051 nt
Organism: Pseudoliparis swirei
Lineage: Eukaryota; Metazoa; Chordata; Actinopteri; Perciformes; Liparidae
Gene: cetn3
Product: centrin 3
Exons: 5
Coding region: 311-814 (167 amino acids)
Biological process (GO): spindle pole body duplication
Cellular component (GO): microtubule organizing center
Molecular function (GO): calcium ion binding; microtubule binding
Source: RefSeq, a predicted model, not a curated record
UAUUUCUACACCGUAGUACCUUUUAUCCGAGUACUCCCGUAGCUGUACUGACGUUUCUCCAGCAGGGGGCGCUGGUGCAACACUGAGAAAACCGUCUGUCAUUUAAAAAAGCCAAAGAAGAAGAAGAGGAGCCAACGGCUCUGACGCGAACCAAUCACAGCUCACCAUCCCGCUGCCUAGUGACGAGCAACCAAUAGGAAGCUUCUCCGUGAGCGCGGCUCUGUUUGUUGUUGCGCUGCUCUCUCAGAUUCCCGCUGUUUAGCGACAGUAACGUGUCGUUUAGCGCGUUCAGGCUGUUCAACCCGCCGACAUGAGCCUGUCUCUCCGGACGGAACUCUCGGCAGACAAAAGCAAACGCAAGAAGAGAAGAGAGCUGACGGAGGAUCAGAGACAUGAAGUCAAAGAGGCCUUCGAGCUGUUCGACACCGACAGAGACAAAGAGAUCGACUACCACGAGCUGAAGGUGGCGAUGCGCGCGCUCGGCUUCGAGGUGAAGAAAGUCGACGUCCUGAAGAUCCUUAAAGACUACGACCGAGAGGGAACCGGGAAGAUCUGCUUCCAGGACUUCAGUGAAGUCGUGACGGGCCUGAUCCUGGACCGGGACCCCCUGGACGAGGCCUCCAAGGCCUUCAAGCUGUUCGACGACGACGAGUCCGGAAGGAUCGGCCUGAGGAACCUGAGGAGAGUCGCCCGCGAGCUCGGAGAGGAGGUGAGCGACGAGGAGUUGAGGAGCAUGAUCCACGAGUUCGACGCCGACGGGGACGGGGAGAUAAACCUGGAGGAGUUCCACUCCAUCAUGACCGGGGACUCCUGAGGUGAUGAAGACGAGGAAAGAAUUUGAUUCCACUGGCUUCACGUUGAAGAGCUUCUCUUCACUUUCCCUCAGAGGGGAGGCUAGUUCAGGGUUGUUGUUGUUGUUGUUGUUGUUGUUGUUGUUGUUGCCAGAUGUGAUCACAGGAGGAAAAGUGACAAACAUUUUGUUUGGUUGUAUUUUCAACGUGAAUGUUUCAGUGAUAUUGAUUUGGAGUAUAAUAAACGGUUCUGUUGGAAA